UUCACUUGUCUAGAGCUGUUUGAGUUUGUUUUUAGGGUUUUAUCUCUGCCUGUCACUUUUACAAACUUUUCUAGGGUUUUAGUCUUCUUCUCUCAAUUACAAUGGUGAAUCCCAAGAAACCAGCUCUCGAUCUCUCAGAUCUCGACGGCGCCUUGGCCGCCGACGGCUCCGCUCUUAGUGCAGAGGAGAAGUCUGGUCUUGUUAAUGCUCUCAAGGAUAAGCUUAAGAACUUGGGCGGGCCGCACACUGAUAUUCUCGAGAGCUUGUCACCCGUGGUUCGAAAGCGUGUUGAGGCUUUGAAAGAUAUUCAGAGCCAUCAUGAUGAGUUAGAGGCAAAGUUCUUUGAAGAGAAAGCAGCUCUUGAAGCUAAAUACCAAAAACUAUAUGAGCCUCUAUACUCUAAGAGGUAUGAAAUAGUCAAUGGUAUUGUUGAACCGGAAGGUGUUGAAAGUAAUGAUGCAUUGAAGCAGGAAGUUGGCCAAGAAAAAGAUGCAGAAAAAGGUGUGCCUGAAUUCUGGGUCACUGCCAUGAAAACUAACGAGAUAUUGGCUGAAGAGAUCUCUGAGCGUGAUGAGGAGGCUCUUAAGUAUCUGAGGGAUAUUAAGUGGUGUAGAAUUGAUAAUCCCAAAGGCUUUAAGCUUGAUUUCUUCUUUGACACCAAUCCUUUCUUCAAGAACUCUGUUUUGACGAAAGUAUAUCACAUGAUUGAUGAUGAGGAGCCUAUAUUGGAGAAGGCAAUUGGGACGGAGAUUGAAUGGUAUCCUGGAAAAUGCUUGACUCACAAAAUAUUAAAGAAGAAGCCAAAAAAGGGAUCAAAGAAUGCCAAACCCAUUACCAAGACUGAAAAUUGUGAUAGUUUCUUUAAUUUCUUUAGUCCACCCGAGGUGCCUGAGGAUGAUGAUGACUUAGAUGAAGAUGCUGCUGAGGAGCUUCAAAAUCAAAUGGAACAGGAUUAUGACAUUGGGUCAACAAUUCGGGACAAAAUUAUACCUCAUGCCGUGUCAUGGUUUACUGGAGAAGCAGCACUGGGUGAUGAUUUCGAAGACAUGGAAGAUGAUGAAGACGAUGAUGGUGAGGAUGAAGAUGAAGAAGAGGAUGAGGAUGAGGAGGAAGAUGAUGAUGAAGACGAAGAUGAAGAUGAUGUUAAGAAUAGGAAGAAGUCAUCCGGAUCAAAGAAGAGUGGGAGAUCACAAGCUGCCGGGGAAGGUCAGCAGGGUGAACGUCCUCCAGAGUGCAAACAACAGUAAAGUUGAAGGCUGAAGCAGCAUAUGGAACCCGAUUGUUUUUGGUUUCAAUUUUUUGGUUUAUUUUUCCUCAUGCUCCUUGGUUAUUCUGGGUUUUGGGCUGUUCAAAAUUUUAUCCUCUCAAUUGCAAUUGCUCUUCUACUAA
Molecule: messenger RNA, 1389 nt
Organism: Daucus carota subsp. sativus
Lineage: Eukaryota; Viridiplantae; Streptophyta; Magnoliopsida; Apiales; Apiaceae
Product: nucleosome assembly protein 1;4
Exons: 12
Coding region: 102-1247 (381 amino acids)
Biological process (GO): nucleosome assembly
Cellular component (GO): nucleus; chromatin
Molecular function (GO): histone binding; chromatin binding
Source: RefSeq, a predicted model, not a curated record